AUGACGGAGAGCUUUACCUCUCCGCAGACUAGAGAACAAGUCAGACUGGAUUUUGCAGAGCGUGUCGAGCCUCGCGGUGAUGAUGCUGCUGAAAGGCGCGACGUCUCUGGCCGGCGCACAGCCGACUCGGAUAAAACCACGAGAGGCUCGAGGCCUUCCACAGGACGAACUCGGUCACGUCGGCGCCAACUCUUUCGGCGUAAUCUUCUUCCAGGGGUGCUUAGCCAGUCCCGAAAAGGCACGGAAUCUGAAGGACACGGAGCGGAAAACGCAGCUGACGGAGAAUUCUUCAUAUCCGAUGAGCGACAUCUUUACAACAUGGGUAUACACGUGAAGCAAGAGCUUAACCUGUCUCGUCUCGCAGCACUCGUGGUGACAAGCCCAGCGCCAUAUAGCAAAGAUCUCAAAGAGUCUGGGUCGAGUUGGCAGCAGGGGCCCAGCCCUACGCUUUCUGAUAAGCCUUCGCUGUCGGAGGUCUGUGGGGAGCAACCUUGGGGAGCUAUUCCAGAUGCCACUGAAAAAGCCUUGGAAAGGCUCUGCCUGUUGUGGAUCGCACGAAAAACAGGCGCAUCGGAAUCUUCUUCAAACGGGCUUCGGGCUGUGCUCAGCGACCCUAACGUUUUCUUGCAUAUUGCCGGAAUAGACGCUCCGUGCUCUGGAGAUGCACGGAAUUUGGACAGCAUGCGGCGGUGCAUUCAGCUCUUUCUGGAUUCUGCACGGAAUGCGGGGCUCGAUGCCAAUGCACUGUUUGAGCCAGAAGACGUUAUUGAAGGAAAAAAUCUGCACCUUGCGUGCAAAGUGCUUUGUGCUUACGCCGAAAAGACGGACUCGGAAGCAUUCACAGCUUGCAUGAAGCAAGUCGGUCUCCAAAGAAGGAACUAUGAGGAAAUCAUUCGCGGCUUUGGGAAUGAUUCGCGGCCAGGGUGCGCCACUGUAAAUCAAUUAGUGGACGUCGUUCGCGCGCAUUCUCCAUUUCGAGAUGCCACUAUUCUUUUCGCUGGCACGAUCGGUGCAGGAAAGUCUGCCACAAUUAACCGCAUUCUUGGAAGCCCUGUCGCACGAACCAACCACACCAUGGCUCUCAUACUAUCGGAUGAUGAGAUUUUAGAACGAGAUCCAGAGCAUGGGCUCGAAGUAAUAGAAGAGCGAUCGUAUGAACGUGAAAGGGAACAAAGAGCGCAUCCAAAUCGCAAGACUGAAUUCGUUCCUUCGCCGAACGAAAACGUUCUGAUUUAUCCUGUAGAAAAGGAAGGGAUGUCUCUGCGUUUGAUUGAGAUCCCUUCCUCUGAAAAAUAUUUUUACGAUGAAGCUGGGGAGGAUUCUAAGAAAUGGAGCCGCGCUGGAACAUGCGAGAGUGUCGCAGCUGCGCUUCGCGGUUUGGAAAUCGACAUUGUCUGCAUUAUAGAGCGACUGGAUUCGUACCGAUCCCAUUGUUUCAGGCUAGUUUUGGAGGAACUGAAGAGUCUCUUCGAUGGUGGAGUAUGGGAGCGAUGCAUACUGGUUUUCACACAUGGGUAUGCGCUCCCUCCAGAGGGCCUCACAUUUGAAGAGAAUCUUGCUAGAAGGAUGCAUCUUGCACAAGAGGAAGUACAUCGCGUAUCCGGUCGAAGGGAUAUAUUCAUUCCUGUCUGUGUAGUCGAAAACUCGGAGUCUUGUCCGCGGGAUUCGGCGGGUAAUUUGAUUCUUCCCAACGGGAUCUCUUUCCUCGAUCGUUUUGUGACCAUUGGUGAAAAUGUGUUUCUGAGAAACCGCGAUCGUCCUCGUCUGAAAGUGCGAUCAUUAGUGCCAUCACACGUCCGAGUGCGUCACAUCGGUUUCAUUUUAUCAUCCGUCUUGAUUCUUCAGAUGCUCAGAAAUGGACCCCAAGAUGGCAGAGCAAAUCCGCUGGCACGCGACAAGGCAUUCUUGCCGGCUUUUUAG
Molecule: messenger RNA, 1920 nt
Organism: Cyanidioschyzon merolae strain 10D
Lineage: Eukaryota; Rhodophyta; Bangiophyceae; Cyanidiales; Cyanidiaceae
Product: similar to chloroplast outer membrane protein Toc34
Exons: 1
Coding region: 1-1920 (639 amino acids)
Source: RefSeq, a predicted model, not a curated record